Zerene cesonia (dogface butterfly) is the source of this 14340-nucleotide messenger RNA. RefSeq names its product fat-like cadherin-related tumor suppressor homolog (gene kug). Lineage: Eukaryota; Metazoa; Arthropoda; Insecta; Lepidoptera; Pieridae. Gene Ontology annotation, biological process: homophilic cell-cell adhesion. The record is from RefSeq and is a predicted model, not a curated record. The coding region runs from base 390 to 13343 and encodes 4317 amino acids. Gene Ontology annotation, cellular component: plasma membrane. The transcript has 38 exons. Gene Ontology annotation, molecular function: calcium ion binding.
GCCGUUAGACGCGUCGGAGGUAGCGUGUGUUGCCGGCCGCUCUCUCCCCCCUCCCCCCUCUGAACAUACGCGCGAUCUCCACGCGAGUGACCAUCAGGAUCUAUUACUUGUGUGAUAUCUAAUCAUUGUUACUGUGAAUAGUGCUUAAGUUGGUAUAAGUGUUGUGAAACUGCUGGCGUGGGGCUAGCAGCCGGUUCUGUUGGAAUCCGAGCGGCCCAUUCGCCUGUGCUUUCUAAAUGAUCCCGCGAUCCCCAGCUCUGCCGUGUUAACAUGUUACGAAAGGAGCAUUAAAAAUGAAUGCCAGAUAGACAUAAUAUAUGCUAAAGAUUUUGACGGCACUCCACACAACUUCAGUGUCGUCUUUACUUCAUGAGAUAUCCGAAUGAAUUAUGGCGAGCGCGCGCGCGCUGCUGGUGUUGGCGGCCCUGUGCAGCGCGAGCGGCGCCGGGCCCGGCCCGCCCUCGUCACAUACGAUACAGUUUCAAUAUCCACUGUACAAUGUGAGCAUACCAGAGAACAGUCCACCGCGCACGUAUGCAGAACAACCGCCCGCCUCCGAACCUCUCGGCCUCCAUCUACCUGCACUAAAUAUAAAAGUGCGAUACCGCAUCCGCCACGGUGACCGUGACAAAUUCUUUAAGGCUGAGGAAAGGGUGGUUGGAGACUUUUGUUUUCUAUCGAUAAGAACCAGAGUGGGCCAUUCAGAUGUUCUUAACAGGGAGCGAAGAGACUCAUAUCGGUUAGAAAUUCGUGCCACCGCAACCCUUCCCGACGGUCAGCAGUUAGAAACAGAUACGGUCGUUGCUGUUCAAGUUACAGACGAAAAUGAUCUCAGUCCUCUAUUUUACCCAACUGAUUAUGAGGUCCAGGUUUCUGAAGAUACUCCACUUCAUUCAAGUAUAAUAACUGUUUCUGCUGAAGAUGCUGACCUUGGUAUAAACGGUGAAAUUUAUUACAGUCUUGCUGAACCAACCGAACGCUUUGCUGUUCAUCCAACAACGGGAAUUGUGACCGUCACAAGGACUUUAUCAUAUGCAGAAAAUAAACGUCACGAAGUCACUGUUUUAGCCCACGAUCGUGCAUCGUUGUUAUCUCUUGGGAAAAAUGCACCAUCUGCAAAAGCUUCACUGAUAGUACGAGUCCAACAGGCAAAUUUAUAUGCCCCCGAAUUACAAGUUCGAAAACUGCCUGAGCUCUUAGAGAAUUCAACUGCUGAAAUAUAUGCAAUUGUACUAGUAACCGAUCGCGACGUUGAUGAGCAUGGCCAAAUUGCUGCUCUGGAUAUUGUGGACGGCGAUCCAGAUGGGCAUUUUCGGAUACGACCUUCAGUUCAAGCAAAUGAGUAUGACAUAAUAGCACACGCACUAUUAGAUCGUGAGUCCGCCCCACAAGGAUAUAACCUUACACUGCGGGCCACAGAUGCUGGUCAACCACCAAGAUCUUCUUACUUAACUUUACCGAUCACUUUAACUGAUAUUAACGAUAAUGCUCCUGUAUUCAGCAGAGAAGUAUACGAAGCUAGUAUAUUAGAAACUGCGCCGCCAAACACGCCUGUUAUAAGAUUAAAAGUCAGUGAUAGAGAUGAGGGCCAAAAUGCUCGCGUUUAUAUUGAAAUAGUUGGGGGUAAUGAAGGUGGCGAAUUUUUUGUAAACCCAGAAAGUGGCGUCCUAUAUACAGCGGUCCCUCUAGAUGCUGAACAUAAGUUUCUUUAUACUCUUACAGUUUCUGCUAUCGAUCAAGGAAAUGCUGGAACUCGAAAACAAUCUUCCGCUAAAGUAAAAAUAUCAGUUUUAGAUGCAAAUGACAAUGACCCUAUUUUUGAAAAAGAAGAAAUGGAAGUUACUGUCGUAGAAAAUGGAGUUAGUGGGGCAAUAGUAGCCCGAGUUGUAGCUCGAGAUGCCGAUUCAGGGGAAAAUGCGUAUAUUUCGUAUAGUAUAGCAAAUUUACAACCAGUCCCCUUUGAUGUAGACCAUUUCUCUGGUGCUGUGCGAACUACAAGAUUAUUGGAUUAUGAAAGUAUGCGAAGAGAAUAUGUUUUACAGAUUCGUGCAAGUGAUUGGGGUUUACCGUAUCGCCGACAAGCUGAAAUGCGACUCACAAUUCGCGUAAAGGACGUCAAUGACAAUAGACCCCAAUUUGAACGGGUUGAUUGUGUUGGAUACUUACCGCGUCGGCUAGCCAUUGGCCAUGAAAUAGUCACCUUAUCCGCAAUUGAUUUUGAUUCAGGCGAUGUAGUCUCGUAUCGUAUUAUUGGUGGUAACGAAGAUAAUUGCUUUUCACUAGAUACAACUACAGGAAUUUUAAGUCUUUCUUGUGACCUUAGCGAUAUUCGAACCGAAACACGUGUACUUAAUGUUACUGCCACUGAUGGUACUCAUUUUGCCGAUGCAGCUACACUUACAUUACAUCUAGUAGGCGGCAACACUGUGGGUAGCAGCAGCGUCGAUUCGAAUAAUCUUGAAUGUCGAGAUACAGGAGUAGCAAGACGGCUAACUGAAUUAUUAGCGGCUGCAGAGCGCAGUAAUGCUCCUCUUGACUUCACAGAGGACUUUCCUUUGGCGUCAUCACGUUUUGGUGAAAAUCUUCAUUUUCCAGAAUUUGUCGAUUUUCCCGUGGAAAUCAAAGUUAAUGAAUCCGUAGCGCUUGGUACUUCAUUGGUGAGAUUACGUGCUAGGGACCGAGAUCUGGGAUAUAAUGGACUACUCGUAUUUGCAAUAUCUGGUGGAGAUGCAGAUUCUGCUUUUCGUAUUGACCCCGACACUGGAGAACUUAAAGUUAUAGGAUAUUUAGAUAGAGAACGAGAAAUCGAAUAUUAUUUAAAUAUAACCGUGUAUGAUUUGGGGCAACCGCAGCGCUCAUCGUCACGUUUAUUACCAGUAACAGUAUUGGAUGUUAAUGACAAUGCACCCCGUUUUGAGAAGACUUUAGCAAGCUUCAGAGUUACUGAAAAUGCAUUAAAUGGAACAGCUAUAUUUCGGGCAAAUGCAACUGAUCGCGAUGGAGGUGACUUUGGUCGCGUUACAUACAGUCUCAGUAGCGGAUGCGACGGGGAGUUUUGUGUCGAUAAACAAACUGGUGUAGUGUUAGUGUGUGCACCGUUAGACCGUGAACGGCAUGCGCUGUACGAGCUAACAAUUCGUGCUACUGAUGGUGGAGGACUAAGUGCUGAAGCUUUGGUGCGCGUUGCAGUUGAUGAUGUUAACGAUAAUGCUCCAAAAUUUGCACUUCCUGCAUAUAGUGCUCGUGUAAGGGAAGACGUUCCAGUCGGAUCCCUAGUUGCUGUACUGGAAGCGUUCGACCCUGACUUGGACGCAGGAGGCCUGGUCACUUACACGUUACCCGAUCAAGACGAUAUAGUAUUUACAGUUGACAGUACUUCAGGAACUCUGCGUACUGCCAAGCGACUUGAUUUUGAAGAAAGACAGGUAUACGGAGUUACAGUGCGCGCAACGGACAACGGAAGACCUGCUCUAUGGGCAGAAGCGACUCUCAUAGUAGAAGUAGUUGAUGUGGAUGAGAAUGCCCACACGCCUGUAUUUAGCGAUCGUCAAGCGCUUCGUGCGAGCGUACCUGAGGACGCCGCGGUUGGCACGCGAGUUCUGAAUGCCGCAGCAACUGACGACGACCCGCCCGGCCGAGACUCACGCCUCGCUUAUUACAUAGUUGCUGGAUCUGGGAUGGCGCACUUCUCUAUUGACGAUACUGGUGCUAUACGAACUCAAACCCCGCUGGAUCGGGAGACGGUCCCUCAUUAUUGGCUCACAGUAUGCGCUGAAGACCAUGGCCUGGUGCCUCGAUACGCUUGCAUUCAGGUGUACAUAGAAGUAGAAGACGUGAACGACAUGGCGCCGUGGCCUGAGCAUGCGGAGUACUCAGUGACAAUCCCGGAGCAUUGCGCGGCGGGCACGUUCGUGGUGCGCGUCACUGCGGUGGACGCCGACGCCGCGCCUGAGCCGCCGCCACUGCGCUACUCCAUCGUUGCCGGCAACCCUGACGGCCUGUUCUCCAUCGAUGAAAAUACCGGUGUAAUAGUGACGACAGGGCGCACCCUAGACCGCGAGGCGGCGGCGACGCACGCGCUGGAGGUGUCGGCGUGGGACGGCGCGCUGAGCGGGUCGGCGCGCGUGCGCGUGGCGCUCGCCGACCUCAACGACCACGCGCCCGCCUUCACGCAGCGCUUCUACGACGUGCGCGUGCCGCCGCGCGCCUCCAACGUACAAGACGACGAAGCCUCAGCGGGCGAAGGAGAAGAGAGCAGUUCUGAAGGAGAAGGCGAGGGCGAGGACGACGAAGAAGGCUCCGGUACGCGAUUGCAGUGGGAAGAGUGGGACGGAGAUGAGAAGACUAUCGACCACAUUUACGUAACAACUGUGACUGCGCUAGACAGUGACGCCGCCGAGAACGGCUCGGUGCGGUACAGCUGGCGCGCGCGGGGGGCGGCGCGCGGCGCGCUGCGCGUGCACGCGCGCUCCGGCCGCGUCUACUGCGCGCCGGACCUGCCGCUCGCGCCGCAUCUCGCAUUCGACCUUACCGUUAUUUCAAACGUGGAAAGCGCCGCAAUCCACGAGCUGACGGUGUGGGCGCGAGACCAGGCGCCGCGCGCGUCUGUGGCGUUCGCGCGCGUCACGGUGCGCGUGCACGACGCGGACGAGCACGCGCCCGAGUGGGGCCGCCGCCUGUGGGAGGUGCGCGUGCCCCGCACGGCCGCGCCCGGCACGCUGCUGGCGCCGCUGCGGGCCGCCGACCGGGACGCGCCCGACGCCGACGCGGGCGACUCGGCGCGGGUGGUGUACUCGCUGGCGGGCGGCGACGCGGGCGGGCAGUUCCGCGUGGAGGCGGCGCUGGGCGACGUGCGGCUGGCGCGCGCGCUGCCCGCGGCCGGGCCCGCCGACUACACGCUGCACGUGCGCGCCGCCAACCCGCCGCCCUCCGACAAGGCCUCCACCAUCCCGCUCCACAUUGUCGUUGUCGACCCCGAUGAUGCUCCACCUAGAUUCGUGACGGACGAGAUCGUGUGCGAGGUGUACGAGAACGAGCCGCGCGGCACGGCCGUGGCGGCGCUGGAGGCGCGCAGCCCGGCCGGCGCGCGCUACGCGCUGCGCGGCGGCGCGGCCCGCUUCCGCCUCAACCCCGCCGCCGGCCUGCUCACGCUGCGCGCGCCGCUCGACUUCGAGGAGCGGGACGCCUACAACCUCACCGUCACCGCUUACGGCAUGGGUGGAGGCAGCGCCGAAGCGCGAGUCUUCGUUCACGUGUUGGACCGCAACGAAUAUCCGCCCGUGUUUGUACAACGAAACUUCCGCGGGAUAAUUUCGGAGGCGGCGGAGGCGGGCGCCGUGGUGUGGGACGCGGGCGCGGCGGCGGGCGCGCCGCUGGUGCUGCGCACGCGCGACGCCGACUCGCCCGCCAACCGGCAGCGCGCCUUCGAGCUGCGCGCCGCGCCCGCCGCGCCCGCCGCGCCCUUCCGCGUCGACGCGGUCACCGGCGCGCUGCACCUCGCCGGCCCGCUCGACUUCGAGACGCAGCGGACGCACCGCUUCACCGUCAAGGUUUUGGACAUGGGUAAGCCGAGACUACCAUCCGACAGUAUCGCGCAUGUCACCAUCGACGUUACGAAUGUGAAUGACUGUCCGCCGAACUUCUCCCAAGCUUCGUACGAUGCGACGGUGCUGCUGCCCACGGCGCGCGGCGUGUCCGUGCUCUCGCUGUCGGCCAGCGACCCGGACGAACCGGACGCUCCAGAGAAACUGAGAUUCGACAUAAUCGAUGGCAACCCACAGGGCGCUUUCGCUUUGUCGUCCGACGGCAAAUUGAGCGUCGCCGACCCCAGCGUCAUUAGCAGCGAACAUAAGUUAAGGGUCCGCGUUUCCGAUGGAGAGUUGUCGAGCACGGCGCGCGUCAACAUCAAAGUUCGAGAACCGGAUAAUUCCGGGCUCGCCUUCCAAAAGACUGAUUACUACGCGUCGCUUGUGGAAAAUUCUACAAAACCAGUCACGAUCAUAGUGCUCAACGUUCUCGGAGCGGCGCUCAAUGAACAUCUCGAAUUUAGCAUUCUGAACCCGGUCGAAGGAUUUGAGAUCGGCAAGACGUCAGGCGCGGUGCGCAGCACGGGCGUGCCGCUGGACCGCGAGGCGCGCGACUCGUACGAGCUGCUGGUGCGCGCGCGCGGCGCGGGGGCGGCGGGGGGCGCGGGGGCGGCGGGCGGCCGCGUGGCGCACGCGCGCGUCACCGUGGCGCUCACCGACGUGAACGACAACUGCCCCGUGUUCGUGCGGCGCCCCUACGUGGCGGCCGUGCUGGCCGGCGCCGAGCCGGGCACGCCUGUCUUCACCGUCGAGGCCGUCGAUGCCGAUGCCAACGAUAACGGCGAAGUGCGUUAUGAAAUGAAGCGAGGACACGGCGAGCUAUUCCGCGUCGACCGGCGCUCCGGCCUCAUCUCGCUGAAGCAGACUCUGGACGCGCACAACCAGCUGUACUCGCUCGUCAUAGCCGCUUUCGACGGAGGCGUGCCGGCGUGCGGCGCGGAGGCGGAGGUGGCGGUGCGCGUGUGGGCGGGCGGCGCGGCGCCCCGCUGGGAGCGCGCGCGCGAGGCGCGGGCGGCGCGCGAGGACGCCGCGCCCGGCGCGCCGCUGGGCCCGCCGCUGCAGGCGCGCUCGCCGCUCGCCCGCCAGCUCAUCUACACGCUGCGCGACGCGCCCGACCUCUUCGAGAUACACUUCGACACCGCCCGCGACGGGGGGACUGGCCCGUGCACGCUGGUGGCGACGGGCGCGCUGGACUACGAGACGGCGCGCUCGCACGCGCUCACCGUGCGCGCCACGGACGGCGUGACGGGCGCCUACGCGGACCUGGCGCUCACGCUCGAGGUGCUGGACGUCAACGACUGCGCGCCCGAGUUCGCGCAGGACGAGUACCGCGCGCACGUCUCCGAGGCCGCGGCCGUGGGUGACCUCGUCCUGCAGGUCGUUGCCACCGACCUGGACACUGGCGACAACGGUGACAUAACAUACUCGCUGUCUGCGUGGGGCGGGCAGGCGGGCGGCGCGGAGGACGCGGCGCCCUUCGCCGUGGACAGCGGGUCGGGCGCCGUGCGCGUGGCCGCGCCGCUGGACCGCGAGCGCCGCGCCGCGCACCACCUGCUGCUCACCGCCACCGACCGCGGCCAGCCGCCGCUCUACACCACCGCGCACUUGUUCAUUACGGUGGACGACGUGAACGACAACGCGCCGCGCAUGGAGCGCAGCGUGGUGACGGCGCUGGUGUCGGAGGAGGCGGCGCGCGGCACGGCCGUGGCGCGCGCGGCCGCGUGGGACCCGGACGAAGCGGACGCGCCGCGCCUGCGCUACGCGCUGCAGGGCGCGCCCGAGCGCCGCGCGCUGGCCGUGCACCCGCUCACGGGCGUGCUCACGCUCACCGACCCGCGCGCCUGGAACGCCAGCGGCGCGCGCUCGCUCGACUCGCUCAACGUGUCCGUGUCGGAUGGCGCGCGCGCCGCCUUCUCCCGGGUCAAGCUGUCGCUGGCGCCGGCCAACCGCGCGCCGCCGCACUUUCCUCAUCUCGUGCACGAGGCUCGGGCUCUCGAAAAUCAACCGCCGCCUUUGCUGCUGACUACAGUGAAAGCAUAUGACGAUGAUGCCGGUGAAUAUGGUGCCAUCACUUAUUCAAUUCCAUCGGCGAAGCUACGAGAGACGUUCUCGAUAGACGCCAACAGCGGCGCUCUCAGCACUCGUGUGCCGCUGGAUAGAGAGACGCGUGCUGAGUGGGAGGUGCCAGUGAUGGCGAGCGACGGCGGCGGGCUGGUGCGGCACACGGCGGUGCGCGUGCGCGUGGGCGACGCCAACGACAACGCGCCCGCGUUCCCGCUGCGCGAGUACCGCGCCGCCGCGCGCGCCGACCGCGCGCCGCUCGCGCCCUUCCUCUCGCUGUCGGCCGGCGACGCCGACGCGGGCGAGAACGCGCGCCUCGUCUACUCGCUCUACGAGGGCGAGCUGCGCUCCGACGCCGCCGGCCUCUUCGCGGUCGACCCGCUCACUGGGGCGCUGUCCUUCGCUCGCAAUGCUUCCGCCUACGCGGGGCGCACGCUGCAGGUGUGGGUGCGCGCGCGCGACGGCGGCGGGCUGUCGGGCGAGGCGGCCGUGCGCGUGGCCGUGCUGCGCGCGGGGCAGAGCGCGCCGCGCGUGGCGCCGCCGCCGCCCGACCUGUUCCUGCCCGAGGACGCGGCGCCGGGCACGCUCAUCGCCGAGCUGCGCGCGCCGGCCGGCCCGCCGCCGCGCCUGCGCCUGGCGCCGCCCGCCGCGCGCGCCGACCUGUUCGCGCUCGACGCGGCCGGCCGCCUCGUGCUCGCCGCGCCGCUCGACCGCGAGACGGCGCAGGAACACGUCAUAGGCAUAAUAGCGGAAGACGAGGGCAGUCCAGCGGUGGGCGUGAUGGUGACGACGCGCUUGCACGUGCUGGACGUGAACGAAUUCGCGCCUGAAUUCCACUCGCAGCCCUACGUGCUGCACCUCGCCGAGAACACGCCUCCGCACUCUUCCAUACUGCAACUGAUGGCGGAUGACCCGGAUUCCGGGUCGAACGGCGAGGUGCGCUUCUCGCUGGCGGAGGGCGAGGAGGCGGCGCCGUUCGCGGUGGAGGCGCACAGCGGCUGGGUGCGCACCACGGCGGCGCUGGACCGCGAGGCGCGCGCCGAGUACCGGCUGGCGCUGCUGGCCGCCGACCAGGCCGCCGCGCCGCGCGCCGCCCGCGGCUCGCUCGUCGUGCGCCUCGUCGACUACAACGACUGCCCGCCGCGCUUCACGCAGGAGACCUACGCCGCCGAGGUCCGCGAGGACGCGGCGGCGGGCACGGUGGUGACGCGCGUGCGCGUGCGCGACGCGGACGCGGGCGGCGCCGCGCUGGCCUACUUCGUGGCGGGCGGCGACGCGCGCGCGCGCUUCCAGCUGCGGCCCUCGGGCGAGCUGUUCGUGGCGCGGCCCCUCGACCGCGAGGCCGAGCCCGCUUACUCGCUCACCGUGGCCGCCACGGACGGCAAGUUCACCGCCUUCGCAGCCGUGCACGUCGUCGUCCUCGACGUUAACGACAACCCGCCGUACUGCGUGCGGCACCGGCUGCGCGCGCGCCUGCGCGAGGACGCGGCGCGCGGCGCGCGGGUGGCCGCGCUGCUCACGCGCGACGCCGACGAGCCGCACAACGCGCGCCUGCGAUACUUCCUCACCGGCGACUACGCUGACCACUUCGCGAUCAAUAAAGAAACCGGGGUGAUAACAGUCGCAAGUGAACUGGAUCGCGAAAGUGUUCAACGAUAUCGUCUGGUGGCGCACGCGCAAGACCGCGAGCGAACCGACUGGGCUUGCAGCUCCGACCUCGAGAUCGAGCUGGACGAUGUAAAUGACAACGCACCGCGCUUUUCCGCUUCCCUAUACAGCGUCACUUUACCCGAAGAUGCAGAAAUCGGCACGCUCGUUGCGAAGGUUCACGCGUCCGAUGCCGACCUCGGAGAAAACCGUCUCGUUAGAUAUUCUUUCGUGGAAGAAAACGAGUGGUUCGAGCUAGCGGCAGAGAGCGGCAUCAUCACGCUGCGCGCGCCGCUGGACCGCGAGACGCAGGCCGAGCUGCGCGUGAGCGUGCGCGCGCGCGACGCGGGCCGCCCGCCGCGCUCCGCCACGGCCGCCGUGCGCCUCACCGUCGCCGACGUCAACGACAACCCGCCCGAGUUCGAGCUGCGCAAGUACGCGGCCGCCGUGCCCGAGCUCGACGCGCCCGGCACCGAGGUGCUGCGCGUGCGCGCCACCUCGCGCGACGCCGGCGUCAACGCGGACGUCUUCUACUCUCUGGUGGGAGGGGACGACCGCGACGACUUCGCGGUCGAUCGGACUUCCGGCGUGCUGUCCAUCGCGCGCCCGCUGGACUACGAACGCCGAAAAGAAUACUAUCUGACGGUCCAGGCGGUGGACGGCGGCACGCCCCCCCUGAGCGAUCACGCCACCGUGAACAUCACCGUGAGUGACAGCAACGACAAUGCGCCCGUUUUCUCCCAGUUAUCGUACGGUGCACGGGUGAAAGAAGACGCCUCGCCCGGGACGCGGGUGUUACAAGUGAUCGCCAAUGACGCCGACGCCGGAGACAAUGGCCGCAUCGCGUAUUCGAUCACCCGCGGCGAUAAAGAGGGCCAUUUCACUAUUGACGUGGACACUGGCUACGUAUCCGUGCUGACUCCACUCGACCGAGAGACUACGCCUGCCUAUAUUUUAGAAGUACGCGCAAGAGAUCGCGGUGUUCCCGCUUUAGAGUCGACUUCCCUGAUCAAUGUCGAGGUCAUAGAUGCGAAUGAUAAUCCACCUUUGUUCACUCAAAGUAAUUACACUGCAGUGGUUCAAGAAGAUAAACCUUUGGGUCAUCCGAUACUUAAAUUUAUAGUCAAUGAUGCAGAUGCGCCUCCAAACGGUUCACCUUAUACUUUUGAUUUUCAAUCCGGUAAUGAAAUAGGUGCCUUUAGAUUAGAACAAGAUGGCUAUUUAAGAUCCGCUACCCGAUUUAAUCAUCGUAUUAAAGAUCACUAUGUACUCCAGGUGCGGGUGUUUGAUAAUGGAACUCCCCCUCUCUAUUCAGAUGCGUGGGUGUACAUAAAGAUAAUCGAAGAAUCUCAAUAUCCACCUGUGGUCACACCUUUAGAAAUCAUUGUUAAUUCGUAUCUAGAUGAAUUUCCUGGAGGCAUUAUCGGAAGAGUAUUUGCAUCGGAUCGUGACGCAUAUGAUACCCUGAAAUAUUCAUUAACUCCCAUGGACGGAGCGACCUACCCAAUCAUAGAUCUUUUUGAAAUCGAUCACAAUGACGGGACAUUAAGGGCGGCUCCCCGUUUAGAUAUAGGUGAUUACAGGCUUAACGUCACAGUGGAUGACGGAAAAUUUAAAGGCUUCGCUAUUGUUAAGAUUUCAAUCCUUUUAAUUUCUGAUGAGAUGCUUGCACAAGCUGUCAUAGUACGAUUUCGGGAAGUGACUGAUCGUGACUUCAUUCUAAGCCAUCGUAAAGGUUUUAACAAGGCUGUUAGAGAAGCGACUGAAUGUCAACCUGGAGAUGUAUUCAUUGUGAGCGUACAACCUUCUGACGAAGGAAUUAAGACUCAUUCACCGCGAGAGAAAAGACAAAUUGCCCAAGAUUUAGACGUCGCUUUUGCCGUGCGUUCACCAGGCAUCGACGGUUUUUUACCUGCUGAUACCUUGCGCCGCCGUCUUCAUGCGCAUCUUGAAAGACUAGAAGAGCGAACACGACUAGUGGUAGAAGAGCUGGUCCGCGCUACUUGUGGCGGUUGCGUGCACGGUGCGUGCACCGAACGCGUUGAGCUGCAAGCGGCCGUCCAGCGCGUUGUCGCUACAGACGUCAUAUCUCUCGUCGCACCGGCGCAUCGACUACGCGGCGAGUGCUCUUGUACCAGAGGCUUCACCGGAGAACGUUGCGAGAAUCGGCGCGGCGCGGCGCUGCGCCUCACGGUGGACCGCCGCUCGGCGCACGCGCAGGCGCCGCCGCCCGCCGCCGUGCUCGACGUGCGCGCCGACCGCCUGCUGCUGGGCGCCUCGCUGCAGCGCCACGCCCACGCUCUAGCCCCUGAACAGAUUACCUAUGGAUUUUACGGGUGCAUAACCGACCUCAAACUGAGCGGCGCGGCACUACCCGUCGAAGAAGGCGGCACCUCUUCCGACGGACGAGCACAACUGCUGAGACGAGUGCGAGCGCGCGUGGGCUCGUCCUGCGCGCCGCUGCCGCCCCCCGGUCCCUGCGCCGCCCAGCCUUGCUUCAACGGCGGCACGUGUCGAGAAGCCGACGACUUCCUGGAAGACGGGGUCAACCACGCCGGGUACACGUGCGCGUGUCACGUCCGCUUCGUCGGGCGCAAUUGCGAGGUGGACACGGACCCGUGCGCCUCGCAGCCGUGUCUGCACGGCGGCGUGUGCACGGCGGCGGGCGACUCGUUCCGCUGCGCGUGCGGCGCGGGGCUGGCGGGCGCGCGCUGCGAGCGCGGCCGCUGGUGCGCCGCGGGCGUGUGCGCGCACGGCGGCGCCUGCGAGGAGGGCGAGUGGGGCCCGUCGUGCCGCUGCCGGGGCUACUACGGGCCGCGCUGUCAGUACGACGUGGACGAGUGCGCCGGCGAGCCCUGCCUCAACGGAGCCACGUGCCUCAACGAACCGGGUUCCUUUCGCUGUCUCUGUCCACCGGAUAAAACUGGUAUGAACUGCGGCAACCCGCUGUACUCGGACGCGGUGAUGGCGGGCGAGGCGGGCGAGGCGGGCGAGGCGGGGGCGCGCGCGCUGCGGGACGUGUGGCGCUGGGCCGUGCGCGCGCGCUGGCCGCUGGGCGCGGCGGCGGGCGCGCUGCUGCUGCUGCUGCUGCUGGCGCUGCUGCCGGCCGCGCUGCGCCGCGCCCGCCCGCGCGCGCCGUCCGCGCCGCUCAACAGCGCGCUGGACAAGCUGGCGCCGCGCGCCUGCAAGCUGUCCAACCUGGAGGCCGUGCGGCGCGAGCGGCCCGCGUCCUGCGCCGACCCGCCGCCGCUCAACAACAUCGACACGCUGCGCUCCUACGGCUCGGCGGGAGACGAGCUCGAGGGGAUCCCGCCCGACUACCUGCGCAACCUCAACAUCGACCACGACCGGAAGCCGUGGUCGGAACAGAUGCAUCUUCAAACAUUCGUAGACAACAAAAUUUACAAUGAUUUGAAGAGUUGCAAACCACGCGUGCGCGCGCCUUCACCGGCGACGGUGCGGCGCGUGGUGGGCGCCGUGGGCGCGGGCGCCCCGGGAGGGGUGGUGGGCGCGGUGGGCGCGGGGGGCGCGGGCGGCGACCUGGUGGGCGGCUACCACUGGGACUGCUCCGACUGGUGCGGCGGCGGCGGCGCGCUGCCCGGCAUCAGCGAGGUGGCGGGCUCCGAGCGGCCCGACUCCUCGUCUGCGCCCUCGCCGCCCUCGCCGCGCUCGCCCCGCUCGCCCCGCUCGCCGCGCCGCACUCGUGCUCUGCCUCUCGAUACUGAUUCCGCUCCCGACGAUCUCGAAACGCAGAGGUUUACAGAUGCCUCUUCUUAUUUGCUGCACCCGGACGAGUACUUACCGGUGACGGACGAGGACGCCCUGCGUGCCCGCUCGCUCCGCGACACGGACGCUCACAGCCUCAUAACUAUGCUAGAAGAACGACACUCAUUGCUCGGAGGUGGAGGCUCGUGCAGCGACCUGUCGACCAACCUGUGCGAGAUCGAGGAGUCGGAGGGCGAGGAGGGGAGCGCGGGGGGCGCGGGGGGCGCGGGAGGAGCGGGGGGAGCGGGCGGCGCAGGUGAGCGCGCGCGCCACACCGACGUGUGACGGCGGCGCGCGGCCCGCGAGCCCGCGCCGCGCUCGCGCGCCCUCUAACGCCUCCGCCUGCACCGACUGAAACAUUGCCAUGGUUGCGAAAAUGCUAGAUUCCAAUUCCAUUUUCGAAUGAUGACAUAAAAUAACACUGAAUUCCUCAACGUUUAACAUUUGUGUUAUCAUAAUAUUAUGUUUAUAAGUUUUUAGAUUCUUUUAUAGUCCAAUUGUAAAAUCGUCAAAUUAAAUGUAUAUACAUUCCAGUGAUCUAAAACCGUGGCAACUGAAGUAGUGAACGAUGUUGACGUUUUAAGUUUGUAUAAUUUAAACGUACGGCUUACAUUUGCGCGCGAUGUGAUUGCGAAUAUGGAUGAUUUAACUUUGUGCCGUAUGUGUGUCGAUUUAAAUCCGUCUCGGUCGAGUGACCGCGCCCUACGAUACAUUGCCUUUUGUGUAUUAUAUUAAAAUAAGUUGUACAUUUGAUUGGGGCGGUUCACUCCUGCGACGAGACGGAAGCCCUGACGAGUGUAUGUGUGUAAUGAACGAGACGACUUGUACAUAAAAUUAUCUCUGUGUUGUUAAGAUGAAUGAUGUAUGUAUAUAAUGUAGAUAAUGCAUGGGAAAAGCGUUCUCUGCGCCGAGGAAGCGGGCGGCGAGGGCGCGGCGCGGCGACGCGGGGCGCGGGGCGCAGGGCGCGGGGCGCGGGUGCGAGUGGCGCCCUGCUCCGCCGCGUCUGAAAACUAAAUCGAAAUGGUGCUCUGACUAUAGUUUUCAUAUCAUAACUUUAAAUGCAUUUACAGAACUCUAUCCUUGUAGGCUAGCGUAGUUAAGGAUCUAUUUUUAUAUGUGUACAGUGGAGCGUGCGGCGGCGAGCUGACUGACUGACCGCUACGAUCGCCGCCGACGCUCUCGAUUUGUUAAUGAGCAAUCGUUCACGACUAUUGUACGAAUUAUAAUUUAUUUUACGAAUGUUGAAUAAGUUUUGACACGACUAAUAAAAAAUGAAAUUGAA